This is a messenger RNA of Cloeon dipterum, 1101 nucleotides long. RefSeq names its product Rieske iron-sulfur protein (gene RFeSP). The transcript has 5 exons. The record is from RefSeq and is a predicted model, not a curated record. Gene Ontology annotation, molecular function: 2 iron, 2 sulfur cluster binding; quinol-cytochrome-c reductase activity. NCBI's taxonomy places the organism in Eukaryota, Metazoa, Arthropoda, Insecta, Ephemeroptera, Baetidae. Gene Ontology annotation, biological process: mitochondrial electron transport, ubiquinol to cytochrome c. Bases 94 to 912 code for a protein of 272 amino acids. Gene Ontology annotation, cellular component: membrane.
CUCUCCGUUACGCCCCCUUUUCGACCACCAUCGCCAUAUUGGCUGAUCGUCGAGCAGAAAAAUUUCGGGUUCGGCGUAAAUAGAAGCACCAAAAUGAUGAACAUCGUCUCGAAAUCGGGCACCUUGGCGCCCUACCUUAAGACCAGCACCCAGGUGGUAGCCUCUGGCCUCAAGGCAGCCGCCCCGGCGGCCACGGUCGGCCAGUCAAUUGUGGUGCCGAGUUCCGUCGCUCCGAAAACCAGCUACUCUUUGGCCAAAAGUCUGCCCACGGGAGCAGCCACCUCCUCAGGCGCCCUGAGCAGCAACAUUCAGGUUCGAUUCGCCCACACGGACAUUCAGGUGCCGGAUUUUUCUGCAUACAGGCGCAAGGACACCCUUAGCCCUUCAUCGAAGAAUGACGAAAGUGCUGAUAGCCGAAAAGCAUUCUCGUACUUUGUUGUCGGAGGUACUUCGAUGGCCGCUGCUUACAGUGCUAAGGCUGUAGUCAGUCAGUUCAUUUCCAGCAUGAGUGCGUCUGCUGAUGUAUUGGCCUUGGCCAAAAUUGAAAUUAAACUGUCCGACAUCCCAGAAGGAAAGAGUGUCACUUUCAAGUGGAGAGGAAAGCCUCUGUUCAUUCGCCACAGGACUCCUGAAGAAAUCAGCAAAGAGCAGAGCGUUCCUGUUAACACCCUCCGUGACCCUCAGCAUGACAGCGAAAGAGCCGCAAAGCCAGAGUGGCUCAUCGUGCUUGGAGUUUGCACCCACUUGGGAUGCGUGCCCAUUGCUAAUGCUGGUGACUUUGGCGGUUACUACUGCCCUUGCCACGGUUCCCACUAUGACGCAUCUGGUCGCAUCCGCAAGGGUCCUGCCCCUCUUAACCUCGAAGUUCCCCCCUACGAGUUCGUCGACGAAAAUCUCCUAGUGGUUGGCUAAGCGACAUGGUUGCAUGUGACUUCCUUCCAACCUCACGUAAUAGCUAUUUCUCGACAACUGUUGAACCAACACGCUGAUUCUCUGUUCCCUAAAGUAUUUAGGAGAGGCAGUAGCUAAAUUUGGAGACCACAGAUAUGCUGAAAAAAUGAAAUGUUGUUAAGUUGUACAAAUAAAAAAAUUAAAAACUAA